CAACAGUAUAGUGUAGUAGUCGAGUUGGUUUAUAUAGCGAAGACUGGGAGCACAGCGCGCACUCUAUAUAUGAAUGCGCGAGACACACUGAACAUCCAUUAGCGCGCGAGACACACUGAACAUCCAUUAGCGCGCGAGACACUAUUAGCGCAGCAAAGCUGCACGAGGACUUCUAUAUGUCUUUUUGAACAGUGACACAUGUAAAAAGUUUUACAGGACUUUUAACGAGGCGAAUAUCAGAACUUUUCAAGUACAUCACUCUAAGGCUAAAGUCGCAUAUUGGGACACUAUGCAUUGUCAAGCAGAGUUGAGACUCGCGAGCACCGCGCAGAUGAAAGCAGCCCGAAGACGAUAUAAGACAUUCAUGAUCGACGAGAUCCUCUCCAAGGAAACUUGUGAUUACUUCGAGAAACUUUCGCUUUACUCGGUUUGUCCCUCUUUAAUCGUCAGACCAAAACCUAUGCAUUCAUGCUCGGGCUCUGGCCCACUGAGAACUUACCCUCUCCUCUCUGUGAUCACACACCAACCUCCCAGCAGCCUACAACAGCUCUCUCAGGUCUCUCCUCAAGGCAGGAUCCCUCACCUUCCCCUUCUUUCCCCCCAGCACUCGCUCUGCUCAGAACCAACACCCAGCGAGACGCCUGUCAGCAUCAGCAGUGAAUCAGAGAUAGAGCACUCAGCCCUUCGGCUCAAGAAACCCCGCCGCAGUCGUACCAUCUUUACCGAGCUGCAGCUCUUGGGCCUGGAGAAAAAAUUCCAAAAACAGAAAUAUCUGUCCACUCCAGACAGACUGGACCUGGCUCAGUCUCUGGGACUCACACAACUCCAGGUGAAGACAUGGUACCAGAACAGACGCAUGAAAUGGAAGAAAAUGGUGUUAAAAGGAGGACAUGAGGCUCCAACCAAGCCCAAAGGCAGGCCUAAGAAGAACUCCAUUCCGACCACAGAGGAGAUUGAGGCAGAGGAACGGCUUGCGGAGAAGCAGGGAGAGGAGGAGAGGCUACAAGAAGAGGUCCAGGCUGAAGUACAUCUUCAGUCGCAUGGGGAGGUCUUUCAAUCUCAGCCUCAAGAUCUGAGCACAUCUGCUAUGUCUACUGAGUCCAUCUGUCCCUGUGAUCCAGAGAAUUCUGCUUGGGAACAAGCCCCUGCAUCUCCAUCAGAAGCAAUGGCAUCCAGCUAAACCCAGCCAUGCUAAUGCACAACCAAAGACAGCUACUGAAAGACUUUUUGAUAACUGAUGCUCUCUGAACUGGAGCUGUUGAAAGGCCUCCAUAACCUUUUUAUUUUUUUGUCAAAUACAAAAGCUUCAAGAAGUAUUUGGAUAUUUAAGCCACACCUAAAAAUCUACGAAUGUCAUUGCGUAAAUAAUAAAAUAUCAAAACCAAUCCAAUAGGCAUGGGGGGAACUAAUUUCAUACUUACCUACUAAAAUUGACCCUAGUUAGUUCUGAGAAAAGGUCUUGCAUUAUUUGUUUGCAGAUACCACUUGUUUUGAUAUUUAGUUUUUCUAAUGCAAAAACAUUCACACAAUUUUAGGUGUGGCUCAAGUGUCCAAAUACUUUUCACUGGCCACUGUAUAUGGCAAUGCAGUGAUCAACGUUGUAACAUUGCUUUAACUGUUUCUGUCAUACAGCUGCCUUUCUAUAAUGUAGUCAGUAUUUUAUGAACAUGUACAGUAUGGUUUUUAACACGGUUGAUACUGUAUGCUGCCAGACACUCUAACAUAAAACUGAAUCACACAGACCCACUGUCUCACACUAGUAUGGCAUGUUCUAUAUUGAUAAAUGGUAAGUGUUUAUUUUUUCCUGUAUAAGUUGCUCUCCUUCUCUGUAAAUAUUACCUGUUUAAUUGCCCCUGUAGUUUACAGUGCACCUGUGUACUGUAGCUUGGGAUUCUGUGCCAAAACACAUAAAUCUAAGAAGCUAAAUUUCCCUUUGGGAAUUUUUUACUUUUGUUUUUUGUUUUUUUUUACAUCUAUGAAGCUGCUGCCAUUAAACGUUAAUGGGACGGGUUAGUAUGAAUACCAGUGUAAACAUGUACAUAGUUCUGGCAUUUACAUGAGAACAUGUGGUUCUUUUUUUAAAAAAUAGCAGGAUUGUCCAGUUUGGGUAAAGAUUAACUUGACAUCAUAAUAGGCAAAGAAUCUGUCAACGCUGAGUAUCGCAAAAGAAAAUAAAUUUUAAGAAACAUUAAUGGUCAUAUUGAUUUAAGUAAAGCUUCUUAAGUGCCCUUUCUCAGCGAAUUGAUAAUGUCUUUUCUGUUUGCAGAGUGAAAUAAUUGAAUUUGUUCUUUUUUAUGUGUGGUAUGCUUCAAAGUUAUAUAUUUGAACUCAGUCAUGGCUUCAAAUCACAUUUUUGCAAGGCAACUUAGUUCACUCUUUGAGGCUGAAAAACAUGAUCUAAAGUAUGGAGUCCCAGAUGUAGCAUGCUCACUAUUGUAUGUUUCUUUUUUAUUCCCUUCUGUAAAAAAAAAAAAAAAAACAAGAAAAACAAAUGAGAGAAAAUUAAUUGUUGUACCUUUUCCCCCCUGCAGUGUGGUGCAGUACAACACAACAAAGUGCAAGCUGGUUUUAUUACUGUUAGAAAAACCACUUAAUCUGUCAGAGACGCAAAGCAAUUAAUAAAUCACACUCACUAGUAAAACCCGCAAAAAAACAGCCAAAAAAAUAAUAUCAGUGGUACAUAUUGAAGCCCUUGGGAGCUCCACACAUGCCUACAAUCCAGCUGACCGCCGGCCUACAAAUACAUCAUCAUCAAAGACAUAGACUGUAUUCUGCAUGUCAAAUGCUAGUUUUAAACUGAUUUAUUUGUAAAAUUUCUUUUUUUUUUCUCUCUGUCUUUGGCCAAAAAAUUAUGCAAAUAUUUUUAGUUUAUUUUUUUAUAUAAAACAACAGUUUUUCUCAUUCACGUACUGAAUUUUAAUGGAUGAGCAAUUAAAUGCAUAUAUAUUUGAUGAAUCCCUUUUUCACCCAAAAGUUGUCAUUUUUAUUGUAUGUGCAUGUGUGUUUGUAUUUUUAAUAACAUUUAUUAAAGAUGGCAUUCAUUUUGGAAGUCUGACAUGAUGUUA
Xyrauchen texanus (razorback sucker) is the source of this 3065-nucleotide messenger RNA. RefSeq names its product BARX homeobox 2 (gene barx2). Gene Ontology annotation, molecular function: DNA binding; DNA-binding transcription factor activity, RNA polymerase II-specific. The record is from RefSeq and is a predicted model, not a curated record. Gene Ontology annotation, biological process: regulation of DNA-templated transcription. The transcript is spliced from 4 exons. Lineage: Eukaryota; Metazoa; Chordata; Actinopteri; Cypriniformes; Catostomidae. Bases 290 to 1180 code for a protein of 296 amino acids.